AUGAGUACGAUACCUCUCUACGAAGACGCUGUCUUCUAUGAGCUGGCUGCAGAAAUAACUGGAGUGUGUGAGGCAGUCUCUAGAACCUCAUCACCAGCCACAGCUGAUGCCUUGUUGAGGCACAUUAUUGGCGCGCCAGAUCAACAAAAUCUCACCGAGGAAGACACAAUACAAGAUCCAAUACUUCUUGAACUCGAAAAUCUCAUGAUACGAGAGUUUUUCAGCUCGCCUUUCAUAUACCGACCCCUAAAUGGACAAGGUGCCAUUCGCCUUCUCACUCUCCACCCUGGAAGCCCGUGUGAACCGCUAAGAGGCACGCUUCAGCAUACCAUCAUCCAAGAAAAGGGGUUUGAAGCAAUCUCAUACACCUGGGGAGGGGAUUCUAAGCCUUGCUUCAUCCUUUUAGAUGGAUGUCAAAUGCCAAUAACUCAGUCUUUAUCCAAUGCUUUGAUUCGUCUAAGAUACCCAGACCGGAUUCGAAAGCUCUGGGCAGAUGGCGUCUGCAUUAACCAAACAGACAACAAGGAGAAGGGUAUACAAGUAGCGCUUAUGCCCACGAUUUACACCUAUGCGCGGAAAGUCCUGGUGGACCUUGGAGUAGAAGCAGACGGUAGUGAGAUGCUACCAGAAUUACUAAAAAGUCUCGGGAAAGUAGAUCUUGCUUGCAUUCGGGAGAUGAAAAAGUCGCCGGAAAACUUCCUCUCUAACGGGCUACCUCAACCCUACGCCGCAGAAUGGAGUGCUUUGGUAGCUUUCCUUUGCCGGCCAUGGUUCUUGAGAAUUUGGGUCAUUCAAGAGGUUGUUUACGCCCGUGAUAUAAGAUUUUUCUGUGGCGAGUGGGAGUCAAGAUGGGGGUCCUGGACCUUUGAUUUCGAUAAGGCUCGACAUGCGGCCAUGAGUCUAAUUCUCAAGCUGGGCUUACGUCUAACCCGGUCGGUGGUUGCAGAGAGGUUGGAAUUCCUCAGGAGAGAUAUUGAAUUCGCACCCCUGGACGCCCCGAAAGAAAGCCACAUCGAAUGUCUUGCCCUUGACCUAGUUGCUAAACGAGACUUCAUAGUGAAGUCCUGCCGGAAGCACCGAAAUUUGUACCCAGCAUUGGAACGAACGAUUUUUGCUCUUGAUGGGGUCAAGUCAUCGACAACACCGAUCAUGAAGCUAUUGGGACUGUUCGUUCAUAACGAAGCAACCAAGCCACAAGAUCGGCUUUAUGCAUUGAUUGGCCUUGCAGAAGAUAUCAACCUCGAGGAGUUUCCCCCCGAUUACGAGGAGACUUCGUACCAGACAAAUCUAAGAUUCGGCAGAAAACUGGUGGAGAAAGGACAAGGCAUGGAUCUCCUCUUCCAUGCUACCAAAAUAUCUUUGGAAGUUCAAAACCUAGCUCUUCCUUCUUGGGUACCGGACUGGACUCUACAGCGGUCACUAGGAAGCCAUUGGCUGAAGCUCGGGUGGGCGUAUAACCAAUAUUCUGGCGGCUUUGAGAGCCGAGUCGACUCGAAAUCCUACGUUUCACUGGUCGACGGAGCGAAUAACGUGCUCAAGGUCACAGGAUUCCGUGUAGAUAAGUUGGAAGCUGUUGUGAAGCUUUAUGAUGAUAUCCUCGAGUUUAAUCUCUCUAGUUUCCCUGCCGCAUCCAACACGUACUUCCAACGAACCGAGGCAAUCACGAACGGCGAUGUAUACUUUACAGGCCAAUCAUGGCCUGAAGUCCAAUGCAGAACGCUCAUUGCCGAUCAUCUCAACAGGACAAAGACUUCUAUCCCUGAUGCAAUACAACAAUACAAAGAAGCAAAGAGCAUGUUAAACAACGCUACCAAUGAUCAGAAACUCUCGAGUUUGAACUCGUGGAUGGAUGUCUGGAUCGGUCUGAUGCCCGAAUAUGCGUUCUGCAAAACCACACAAGGUUAUGUUGGCCUCGUUCCGCACGCGUCUUCUGAUAUGGAUGAGGUGUUUAUGUUUCAGGGAUCGGACCUCCCAUUUGUGCUACGGCCAAUUGGCCCAAUCCCAGGAUUUUACCGUUUCGUUGGUGGUUGCUACUUGCAUGGGUUGAUGAAGGAUGAGGCAUGGAAACUUGAACAUACUUUAUCAGAUAUCUUUCUCUUCUAA
Molecule: messenger RNA, 2103 nt
Organism: Lachnellula hyalina
Lineage: Eukaryota; Fungi; Ascomycota; Leotiomycetes; Helotiales; Lachnaceae
Product: Heterokaryon incompatibility protein 6,OR allele
Exons: 2
Coding region: 1-2103 (700 amino acids)
Source: RefSeq, a predicted model, not a curated record